This is a messenger RNA of Mauremys reevesii (Reeves's turtle), 3136 nucleotides long. RefSeq names its product leucine rich repeat neuronal 3 (gene LRRN3). The record is from RefSeq and is a predicted model, not a curated record. The transcript has 2 exons. Gene Ontology annotation, molecular function: protein binding. Lineage: Eukaryota; Metazoa; Chordata; Testudines; Geoemydidae. The coding region runs from base 612 to 2738 and encodes 708 amino acids.
GCAUCUUUCUCUUCACUGGAUUGUGAACCUCAGUCAGCCAGCAACAGAGCUCUGACAAACGUAAGGGAUCUCAGCUGGCAGCACAGAGAUUCUCUCAUUUUGUAGGAUAUCUAUAGAUAAAUGUAUCAUAUACUAUAUAUACAUGCAACUCGUCAGACCCUGGCAUUAACACAAAUAUGUGGUUACCUGCACUAAGGAAUCCAAAUAUACAGAUGCAGAAGUCCUCCAGCACUGAAACUACUCUUCCAGGGUCAUCCUGUCAUUCCUGUGAACAAUAAUCAAUCAUGGGAUCUGAAGUUAAUACUAGCAAAUAAAUGAAUUGCUUGAUCAUCUAUGACCAUCUAUACAUGCUUCAUCAUCACAAACCUUAUCAGUUUUAUGGCAUCAAGGAGACAGUGACCUUCAUUUCCACAACAUGCCUGUUAUCAUUGGACAAGGUGGUUACGAAGUUAUCACUUAUUUUCGGGAAGAAAAUAUUUGUGCUUCUUUGGCAUUCAUCAUUUGACAAAUGCAAGUAUUUGUUUUAUCAAGUGACCAGCUCUUACUGAAGUUGAAAACAGCAUCUGUGGUAUCCUUAAGGGCCCAUUACUUUUCUGAAGACUUGAGCUAAAAUGAAGGACAUGCCACUCAAAAUUCAUUUUCUACUUGGCCUAGCUAUCACUGCAUUUGUACAAGCUGUAGAUAAAAAGGUAGACUGCCCUCAGUCAUGUACCUGUGAGAUCAGACCUUGGUUUACCCCAAGAUCCAUAUAUAUGGAAGCUCCAACAGUGGACUGUAAUGAUUUAGGCCUUGUUAAUUUCCCAACAAGACUGCCUGCUGACACACAGGUUCUACUUCUACAGACAAACAACAUUGCAAAAAUUGAACACUCAGUAGACUUCCCCGUGAACCUUACUGGUCUCGAUUUAUCUCAAAACAAUUUAUCCUCAGUGAUCAGUAUUAACCUUAGAAAGAUGCCACAGCUUCUUUCGGUGUACCUUGAGGAAAACAAACUUACUGAGCUGCCUGAAGAAUGUCUGUCUGGACUGAACAAUUUGCAAGAACUCUACAUUAAUCACAACUUGCUUUCCACAAUUGCAUCAGGAGCUUUUAUAGGCCUUGAUAAUCUUCUUAGACUUCAUCUCAAUUCAAAUAGCCUACAGAUGAUCAACAGUAAGUGGUUUGAAGCUAUUCCUAACCUUGAGAUUCUCAUGAUUGGAGAAAAUCCGAUCAUCAAAAUCGAAGAAAUGAACUUUAAGCCUCUUAUCAAUCUGCGCAGCCUGGUUUUAGCAGGCAUAAAUCUCACUCAAAUACCUGAUAAUGCUUUGGUUGGCCUUGACAAUUUAGAAAGCAUCUCAUUUUAUGACAAUAGAUUUGUUAAAGUGCCCCAUGUUGCUCUUCAAAAAGUUACAAAUCUCAAAUUUUUGGAUCUAAAUAAGAAUCCUAUUAACAGAAUACGAAGAGGAGAUUUUAGCAAUAUGCUGCACCUAAAAGAAUUGGGAAUUAAUAACAUGCCUGAACUAAUUUCUAUAGAUAGUCUUGCUGUUGACAAUUUGCCAGAUUUAAGAAAAAUAGAAGCUACCAAUAACCCCAGAUUAUCAUACAUCCAUCCAAACGCUUUCUAUAAACUUCCCAAGCUAGAAUCACUCAUGCUCAAUAGUAAUGCACUUAGUGCCCUGUACCGUAAUACAAUAGACUCUUUACCUAACCUCAAGGAAAUCAGUAUACACAGCAAUCCAAUCAGAUGUGAUUGUGUCAUCCGCUGGAUUAACAUGAAUAAAACCAACAUUCGAUUCAUGGAGCCAGAUUCAUUAUUUUGUGUGGAUCCUCCAGAAUUUCAAGGCCAGAAUGUGAGGCAGGUACACUUUAGGGAAAUGAUGGAAAUCUGCCUCCCACUGAUAGCGCCUGAAAGUUUUCCCUCAACUCUGGAUUUAGAAACUGGCAGCUAUGUUUCCUUACACUGCAGAGCAACAGCAGAACCAGAACCUGAAAUAUACUGGAUAACACCAUCAGGUCACAAACUUUUGCCUAAUACAGUUAUUGAUAAAUACUAUGUCCAUUCUGAAGGAACAUUAGACAUAAGUGAUGUUACACGAAAAGAAAGUGGACUAUAUACAUGCAUAGCAACUAACCUAGUUGGAGCAGAUUUAAAAUCAGUUAUGAUUAAAGUGGACGGUUCCUUCCCCCAGGACAGCAAUGGAUCUUUGAAUAUUAAAAUAAAAGAAGUGCAAUCUAAUUCUAUUCUGGUGUCUUGGAAAGCAAGUUCUAAAAUUCUGAAAUCCAGCAUUAGAUGGACUGCAUUUCAGAAGACCGAGAACUCUCAGGCUGCACAGAGUGUUCGAAUUCCAUCUGAUAUAAAGGUAUAUAAUCUUACUCAUCUAAAUCCAUCAACUGAAUAUGAAAUUUGUAUAGACAUUCCCACCAUCUACCAGCAGAAUAAAAAACAAUGUGUCAAUGUCACCACAAAAGGAUUGGACCUUGCAGUGAAAAAUUAUGAAAAGACCAACAUAAUAGAAUUCCUUGCCUGCCUUGGAGUUCUCUUGGGAGUCAUCUGUGUGGUAUAUCUCUACAGUUGCAUCUCACAAGAAAUUAACUGUGGUGCAGGACACAGCUAUUUAAGGAAUUACCUGAAGAAACAAUCCUUUUCACUCAAUGAGCUUUAUCCUCCUCUAAUCAGUCUUUGGGACACCGGCAAAGAGAAAAGCACAUCACUGGAAGUAAAAGCAACUGUGAUAGGAGUACCAACGAAUAUGUCAUGAAACACCAGUGUAAACACCAAUGUUGGAAAAGUACAAGACUGCAGUUGUGCUAAAUAAAAAGGCAAAAAAAAAAGUAUUACUCGUUAGAAAUCAGAAGUCUGGGCAUUGCUGCUGGUGUUGACAAAUAGGAAUAUUUACUGAUUCAGCAUAAAAAGGAUUUAAACUAACUGACUUCUAAGGGUAUUGUGCCAACCAAAUACAAUUACUCCAUUUUUUAGAACUUCCAUGUGACUUUUCAGUCUGGAAUACAGUGCAAGUAGCCAAGAACAUUUUCUGUAUUUUUUUUAAUUAAGUAAUAGUAGAACUGAGCAAUACCUCCUCCUGUGCUGUAUUACACACACUAGCAGUGUGUUUUUGCAAUGACCAGAUAAACUAGAAUUGACACGUGGUGUAAUGAA